GAGCUUGCUUGGUUGCUGCUGAACUGGACCUUCAAGAAGGCUGAACAACUACAUUGACCAACUCCUCCACAACAACACAUCUAAUACUUCCCCCACCACAAACCACACUAUCGCCAACAUGGCGGAAAUACUUUUGGGAAUCACUGGAAAGGACUUCACCAUCAUCGCAGCAUCCAAGGCUGCGAUGCGAGGCGCCACCAUCCUCAAGACAACCGAUGACAAGACCAGAGCUCUCAACAAGCACACGCUGCUCGCAUUCUCUGGAGAGGCCGGUGACACAGUGCAAUUCGCCGAAUACAUUCAACGAAAUGCCCAGCUCUACUCGAUGCGAAACGAGUCCGACUUAUCCCCCUCUGCUCUUGCCCACUUUGUCCGUGGAGAGCUAGCCACCAGCUUGCGAUCCCGAAAGCCUUACAAUGUCAACCUGCUUAUGGGUGGUGUUGAUCCCAUCACUGGCAAGCCAUCCCUCUACUGGCUCGACUACCUAGCGUCGCUGGCCGAGGUUCCCUAUGCCGCACAUGGAUACGCACAAUACUACUGCCUCUCCAUCCUCGACAAGCACCACCACCCCGAUAUCACUCUCCACCAAGGCAUCAAGAUUCUGACGAUGUGCAUCGACGAGCUGAAGCGCCGAUUACCGCUUGAUUUCAAGGGUAUGGUGGUCAAGGCGGUCAAGGCAGAUGGAAUUGUGGACAUAGAGUUCGACGACGACAAGGUGGUCAAGUGUGCUUAAGAGGCGACCGCAAAUGGAAAGGAAACAUGAAUUUGUAUUACUAGAUGGGUCCUGGAGGCCAAUGCUUACACAAAGAUGGUUUCCUCCCCGACGGCAUAUUGAAAUCCAAGUUACAGUUGUCUUCCACAACUCACUUUACGUGCAGGCUACAGUGGUUGUAUAGCAAGAUGGCUUCUAAAUGAGAACACGUUCAGCAAUUGUUCAGCGCGAAUUUCCGGUUGCAUUAGCACUCCAGUAUUUCAGAUGAUGAUCGACUGCCUUGUUUUUCUAUUCUAUCUGUAUCAAGUACCUACUAGGUAUGCAUUGAUGCUCCAUUGUUUAGUACUUACUGCUUGACACCCGGCAUAUAUGUAGUUGGAAGCUUUCUUACUGUUUUACCAGAAGCUUAAUAGGUUUAGUACGAGAGAACAGCGACAAUGGCUCAACUAUAAUAUUCAUUGAAUAAAGAGUUGUGACCUUGGUGAACGUUAGAAUGUUCGAAAGCAAUCCAGACAAAAUUAUUAGUCGUCUACUCUUAGCUAUAUGCACAUUAAGAGUGAUUUGAUAUUCUCAUCAACCAUCAAAUCAGCACCGAUUUUUAUGCAACUCGCCUGAGUGACUACAUGUUGUUCGUGGUGGGUUGUAUUUUUCUGAACUCUCCCAUACAUGCAUACAUCUUCGCCGUAUUAACCAAUCAUCAAAGACAUCUUGCAUGAGCUGAAUGGCAUUAAGGCUUGAUGUUAGCAUCUCGAUCUUGGGUCACAAUCUUACAGCCAAGCAACCCCAUGAUAAGUCUAGCUCGAUUCGAUACACACACUUGCCUGCCCCAUAUCAACAUCAAAGAUAGCCUGCAAGCAACAGCCCAAAUGUACAGAUACAUCGCAUAAUAGAUGUUGAGAGACAAGUUAUUGAUGGGGAAAUAUCCUCGUAUUGCUAGUUAGUAUUUCUGUGCCACAUGAGGUCAAUCAACAGGGAUAUGGGUGUACGAGAGAGUGGCAUCCCGAGCCAUCACGAGGUGCAAAUUGCAUGGCAGAGUACGCAAGUAUCCGUCACGCUUCAAUUCUGUAUGACUCAAGUAUGCAAAUUGCUAGAAAUAACCAUUAUCACUGUGAAGUCUCGAGUUAAAGGUCUAUGGGUCAUGAUUGUUUGUCCUAAAGCCUGGGCUCAAUCGAGGGUGGCAUACAAGGUACCUACG
Molecule: messenger RNA, 1907 nt
Organism: Fusarium graminearum PH-1
Lineage: Eukaryota; Fungi; Ascomycota; Sordariomycetes; Hypocreales; Nectriaceae
Exons: 4
Coding region: 119-733 (204 amino acids)
Biological process (GO): proteasomal protein catabolic process
Cellular component (GO): proteasome core complex; proteasome core complex, beta-subunit complex; cytosol
Molecular function (GO): peptidase activity
Source: RefSeq, a predicted model, not a curated record